This is a messenger RNA of Penicillium subrubescens, 1980 nucleotides long. RefSeq names its product SET domain-containing protein. The transcript has 3 exons. Gene Ontology annotation, molecular function: histone H4K20 methyltransferase activity; protein binding. NCBI's taxonomy places the organism in Eukaryota, Fungi, Ascomycota, Eurotiomycetes, Eurotiales, Aspergillaceae. Gene Ontology annotation, cellular component: nucleus. The record is from RefSeq and is a predicted model, not a curated record. Bases 1 to 1980 code for a protein of 659 amino acids.
AUGCCGCCCAAAAAAGCACGCUCCAGCUCUCCUGCGACCGAACGCCGCGAGCGUCUGACCUUGGCCAAAUUGGCCAGUUAUGACGACGUCGCAACCGAUGCGCUGGUCGAUCACGCCUACUUCUGGACCACCACACGCAAGAAUCGCAACAAGUACGGCCCUGCCCGCGGCAUCCACGAUGACGACGUGGGCCACAUCCUCCUCCACGAUGUUGUCGUCGCAAAGGACAUCCCUACGGCGGAGCGCAAACUGCUGGAAUUGCCAGGCCUCCGAAAAUACCAGGCAAAUCUGCCCAGCCCUCGAGAGAAAGAAUGGUUCCGUCGUCAUCUCCGGAAGUACAUCCAGAUGUACCACCCGGACUGCCCUUUUGAAGUGACGACCACAAAUCGCUACAUUAUCACACAACACGAGGCCGCUAUAUGCGCCCGCAAGUUUAUCAAGGCUGGCCAGGAGAUCAAAUAUCUCGCCGGUACCCUCGUCGCUAUGACUAAAGAAGAGGAGAUGGACUUGGGCCUCACCCGCAAGGAUUUCAGUGUGGUCAUGUCUAGCCGCCGUAAGACCCCCUCAUUUUUCUUAGGGCCCGCUCGCUUUGCCAACCAUGAUUGCGACGCCAAUGGUCGCCUGGUCACUCGCGGGACUGAGGGCAUGUCGGUUAUGGCUACUCGUGACAUCCACGAAGGAGAAGAAAUCACGGUCUCCUACGGCGAGGAUUACUUUGGCAUUGACAACUGUGAGUGUCUUUGCAUGACCUGUGAACACUCGGUUCGGAACGGUUGGUCACCCCAGGUGGAGUCGGAUGAGAACGACGAAGAAACUUCUCCCAUUUUACUAGACGAGGAUGGCCCUGGGGAUCACAAAUCGGGAAGCAAGAAGCGCCGACGUGAUUCUGACCCGGACACGGAGGAUCUCUCCUCGGUCUGCUCCACUCCAAACAAGCGAGCCAAGUUCCAUCGCCAGACCUCGAAAUUACGCGAAGAGAUCUGCAUGGCAGACCUUACCGCCCAGUCAACUACGACUCCCGAGUCCUACAAUCCUCUGACUCCAGAGUCCGACCUCGACACUUCUGUCCUCCCUAUUUCCGUUGCAGGUGACCGACAGGUCUCUAAACUGAGACAGGAGAUCAUUGUGACCGAAGGAGUCCAAUCUCCACCUGAGACAUUAGUGCCAUCUACUCAGGAAACCAAUCAAACCAAUCAAUCACAGAGCAAAACUGAUAUCGCGGUCAUUGACACGGAUGCAGUCACUCUCAUUGAUCCUACUACGAUCACCAAUCCCGCAGCCGAUGGCCCGGCUGACUGUCACUCACCAAGCUCUACUGAUGAAUCCCGUCAAUCAUCGAGCUCAAGUCUCCCAACCUCCGUGGAUGAGACUGGAAUUAAAGUGAAGACGGAAGAGUCUGCGGAAUCGAGCCGCCUCGACCCUUCCCAAGAAACUAUAAUAGGAGAGGGUCGUCCAGAUACCCCCAUCACAGACGAUGCGCAAACCCUGGGUGAGAAGAAGCGAAAGCCUCGGCGCAAGCGAAACUGGGCUAUCGUCGCCUCAGUUGAGACAGAAGUACCUGUCACUCGAUCCCCAGGCGAUUACACCAAGACCUCACGACUACUCGCCCAAAAGUACGAUCGAUGGGUCGACUGCCAAACCUGCGAGUCAUGGUUCGUACAGUCCAACUCGUACCAGACCCGUCGCGAGUGUCCACGAUGCGAGCGACACUCCAAAAUCUACGGCUUCCAAUGGCCGAAGACUGAGAAGGGCGCUGAUCGCGAAGAGCGAGUCAUGGAUCACCGCACCAUUCACCGAUUUCUGUCUCCGGAUUCCGAGGCGCGUGUCUCCCGUCGAGACCGGGGCAUCAGCUUCGGCGUCACUCCUACCCCAGAGCUCUCGGAUGCACGCACCGAGACGCCGACUAGUGAUGCCAAUGAGCCCCGUCGCAACACGCGUGCGAGUCGUCGGCGGACCCGGGACCUUCGAAUGACGAUGUAA